This is a messenger RNA of Durotheca rogersii, 1172 nucleotides long. RefSeq lists its product as uncharacterized. The annotation marks the transcript as partial. The record is from RefSeq and is a predicted model, not a curated record. The transcript has 3 exons. NCBI's taxonomy places the organism in Eukaryota, Fungi, Ascomycota, Sordariomycetes, Xylariales, Xylariaceae.
GGGUAAUCACACCAUUGAGUCGGCCGAAUCCAACAUUACACACACAAACUGACGAACCAACUACCUUAGUGUUCUACCUAUUAACUCCAGCAUCACCUACCCGACGGAGCAUUGCCUAAAUGCGAAUCAUCGGGUAGAAUCUUCCUCCUCCCACGUCCAUAGCCCUCCAAGCUCUGACCCAAAUCUACCAACCACUGCCUCUCCCGUAUCCCGCCCCCUCGAGUCCGAUCCGAGUUACUCCCAGCCAUCCGACGCCACCAGGGCCGCUGUCAGCGUCGCCGCGAUUCACCACCAAAGACCACAUUUUCUACUCUGACGGCUGUACGCUCAAUGCCGUUGGCUGACGGGCUUUCCCUCGGCGCCUCGACCCGUAGGAGCGGAGAUUCAUGCGUCUUCGAGUUCCGUCUGCGCUCCUACCCCCCCGAUCGCGCGUCUAGUCCCAGUGAGUCUGCGGGUACAGUGGUUGGGAGAGGGAGGGUGCGUUGUCGAGGUCUGGCAUCGAGGGAAGAUGAGAUGUCGUGGGAUAACUAGCACCCCGCAACCCUAUCAGAGCAUCUAUGGCCUUGUCCAUAAUUUCUCUCUCUGGUAUGGCCCAAAGGCUUGCCUAGUGAUCCUUUUGGCCUUCUUCCCGGAGUUCUGGUUGACCAGGUUGGUGUUCGACACGUACAUCUAUCUGCCUACUCUGAAGAGGGCCGCGUUUUCCACAGAGAGACUCCCGCAACUAGCUACUACCCAGAUCACUGGGAAGCAGCCCCUGCAUCGAAACCGCGGUGGUCUUCCGGCUCGCGAACUGUCCGCUACUGAGUCUCGAUGCUGUACACUUGGUUCGACAGCACCAGCGCCGAUAGCAGUCGAACGCAUAUGGUCCAGGGAAUCUUCAGGCAGAGCCUGUGAUGAAAAUAAACGCUUGGUGGAGAGAUCAUCCCCGCGCUCAGUCGCGAUUCUCCAUAAACCAGGUCCCCGACAUCGUGGACACGCCAAUGGCCUCGGCGUAUUAGGCGCGACGGGUUUCGUAGCCCCCACACGCUGUAGGGUGCGUACCAAAGGCCGACAUGAUAUGGGACCCUUCCUUUCUCUACAUAUGUAUGUGGGAAUGUCAUCUGCCUCGUCUAAGUAAUAGGUAGGUAUUGCAUGUUCGUAGCAUAUGUACAACCAACAUACUGAUGUGUGCG